This is a messenger RNA of Strongylocentrotus purpuratus (purple sea urchin), 739 nucleotides long. RefSeq lists its product as uncharacterized. Gene Ontology annotation, biological process: hippo signaling; embryonic organ development; regulation of transcription by RNA polymerase II. The record is from RefSeq and is a predicted model, not a curated record. Bases 179 to 739 code for a protein of 186 amino acids. NCBI's taxonomy places the organism in Eukaryota, Metazoa, Echinodermata, Echinoidea, Camarodonta, Strongylocentrotidae. Gene Ontology annotation, cellular component: transcription regulator complex. The transcript has 2 exons. Gene Ontology annotation, molecular function: DNA-binding transcription factor activity, RNA polymerase II-specific; RNA polymerase II cis-regulatory region sequence-specific DNA binding.
AACUUUAACAAGGUUUUGGGGAACGAGGUCUUUCUGAAAUUCCUGCAUCUUUGACAUUUUUGUCAUUUUUGCGACAGUCAGGACUUCCGGACGAGUAUCGAAGUUCAUUUUGUUUUGGUCGACUUCUAAAUCAAUUUCCUUUCAGCUUUAGCGAUUAAAAUUCAUCCCACUUGCGAAGAUGGUUUCUAAUACUCCAUAUUCUUGCACAAGCAAGGGAUGUUGUGAGAUGAACGCCGUAAUUCGAGGGCGAUAUUGGUCCAAUGCUCCGCCAUUCCGCAGGUCUCGUCGUCGCCCCUCCACUUUGACUUUCACCCCCGACAGUGACGGUCUAUCCUGCCACCAUACCUGCCUCAAUAGAGAUGUCCGACAGUUGGCCCCCUUCUCAGGUGCCCCCUGCCCCCCAGACCCCCACCGGGGGACGCAGCCAGGGGGGCAGACCACGCCCGGCUCGCCCACCGACGAUGAAUUGGGCAACGAUGCAGAGGGCGUGUGGAGCCCCGACAUCGAGCAAAGCUUCCAGGAGGCCCUGGCUAUAUAUCCACCGUGUGGACGCAGGAAAAUUAUUCUAUCAGAUGAAGGCAAAAUGUAUGGUGAGUACCAAGAUUCCCCUCAUUCAGUAAAGGCAUUUAAUAUCGAAAGGGACACUUCAGGCUCGUUUACAUAUAACGUUGAAAACUGUGACAUGUGCUCAAGCGACUAUUGCUCCGAGCUAUAUUUCGGUCGCAAGAUACAGGGUUAG